AUGGAGGGCAUCGGCGGCGGCGGCGGCGGCGGCGGGGGAGGACAACGGAAGAGGCCGGGGUCCGCGUCCGUCAGCGGACCCUCGCAGCGCCUGCACGAGAUGAAGGAGUACUUCCGCCGUAAUCGCCUGGUGCCGCCGCUUGACGGCCCCCACGGCCACGCUCAGCACAUGGACGACCACGCUGGCGGUGGCCACGUUAACGGCGGCCACCCCGCUAACCUCAAGCAGGAGCAUGAGCACGACCAUCACCGCUACCCGUUCUUCGACGGCGACGUCCCCCACGUCUUUCGGGCGCGGGGCAGCGGUGGCGGCGGCGGCGGCGGCGGCGGCGGCGGCGGCGGCGGCGGCGGCUUGCCGGGCAUGCACUCCGAAGUCGUGGGCGGCGACAACGACAACAGCAACAACGGCUUGCGGAGAGGAAGCAGCCCGAACGGCAGCAUCGCCUCGCAGGACCAAGGCAGCGGUAUCGGCGGCGGCGGCGAGAUCGCCGGUGACCCUGGCAACGGAGGAGGCUACGGCAAGAACGACCACCAGCAGCAGCAGCAGCAGCGUGGCAACAGCAUCCCGUGGCAACACGAGAUGAUAAGCGUCAAUGGCUACUCUCCCUCGUCAUCGUCACACCACCAACAGCAGGGAGGCAGCUCCGAAGGGGCGACGGACAACCUCCCCGCCGGCGUGGGCAUGGCGAGCAUGCAGAACGGCGGCAGCAACGGCCACAACGACGGCGGCGGUCGCGGCGGAGACGGCAGCAUCGGGGGAGGCGACCCCGGAGACGUAGGCAGCGUCGAGUUCGACCCUCAGGCGGAUUGCAGGGCGCCGGUGGUCGACCCCCACCAUCACCAACAACACCAACACCAGGUUAGCGUGACGUCAACCGCAGGGGGGAGCCCGACGUCCUGGUGGAGAGACGCCCCCGAGCCGGUUGUGUCGGCCUUUCCGUGGGACCUCCAGCUUCCGAACCCCGCGCCUCCACUGGCCCUGUCCUCCCACAACGUGGGCAGCGGCGGAGGCCUUCACCAGCAGGAGUCGGCGCUUGGUGGCUUCGGCGGGGGGAGGAGGGGCGGCGGCGGCGGCGGCGGCGGCGGGCCUCCUGCCUUCAUGAUGGGCGGGAGCGCGGGGGUUUCGACGCUCCGCGCCGGUGGCGGUGGCGGUGGCGGUGGCGGUGGCAGCGGCGGAGGUACGACGGACCACCCCCCUCUCAACAACUGGGACGCGUGUCGUUUUGGGAAGCCAUCUGCCUCUUCGCUCGCCGGGCUCGGCCCGGCCCCUGACAUCGGUGGCGGGCACCGCCAUCGCAGCGCCGCGGGUGACCACCACCGGAACCACUCCAGCAGCUCCCUCGACAUCUUGGAGAACGGAGGCGGCGGGGGCGGCGUGAAUGGCGGCGGCGGCGGCGGCAUCCGGACGGGUGGCGGCGGCAGCGCGAUGCUGCUGGACGCCGUGGGGAGGGGGCCCUACGGCGCGGGCGCGCGAUGGGGCUCGGGCUCGUCCCCACCCUCGGUGACCGAGGUCGUGUGGGGGCUAGGCGGGAGCAGAAACGGUGGCGGCGGCGGCACCGGUGCCCCUGGCGGCGGCGGAGGGAGCUUCCUGUCGGCCCGCAAGCUGGAAGACUCGCGUCGAGGAACCGCGCCCCCGUGCGACACGCUGGUGCCGCCGGGACCGCACGCCACGGCCUACGACAUCCCCAACAACCCUAGGAGCCUUCUCGGGAUGGGGUCCGCUGGCGGCGGCGGCGGUAGCGGCGACUCCGACCGGUUCGUUGCGCACGACUUCAAGCCCGUAUCCAUGGCGCCCGGGGAAACGGACGGGGCGAUGUUCGGCAGCGACGGCGGUGACGGGGGCGGCGGCGGCGGCGGCCGUGGCGACAUGCCCCGAGCUAAGCGCGCCCGGGUGAUGAAGCGGGAAGCGGACGGCAUCCACUUGUCUUCUAACGGCGGUGUCGGCAGCGGGAUGGCUAGCGGGGACUCGGUAUUCGAGCGGCUAAUGGAGAGAGGCCGAGUGGGCGAAUUGAGCGGCGGCGGCGGUGGGGGGAGAAGCAGGGCCGUGAUCAACGGCGGUGACCACGCGCCGUUGCGCGACGGGACCGGGUCGUGGGGCGGCGUCGGCAGUGGCGGAGGCGGAGGCGGAGGCGGCGGCGGUGGCACCGGUGGCGGCGCGGGUGGGGGCGGAGGUGGCGGCAGGACAACGGCGAGGGGCAAGAAGUCCCCGGCCACUAGCAGGAGGUGCCGCCAUGAGGGCUGCCAGUCCCACCCGAACUUCGGCAUCGAGGGCGACCGUCGCGCCGUUUACUGCGCCAAGCACAAGCUCCCGGGCAUGGUCAACGUCAAGGCGCCCCGCUGCAGGGAGCCCGGCUGCACCCGCAACCCCGUCUACGGCCACGCCGGAGACCCUCGCGCGACCUUCUGCCUCUCGCACAAGAGCCCCCUCAUGGUUGACGUCAAGAACCGCUGCUGCGAGCACCCCGGAUGCAAGCACCAGCCGUCCUUCGGCCUUGUCGGCGACCGCCGAGCUAACUUCUGCUUCGCUCACAAGCUCCCGUCGCACGUGAACAUCCGCCGUGCUCGGGCAAGGGCAAACUAAGAAUACUUAUUAGGCGCGCGCAUGAGAGAGACAGAGAGCGAACGCUGAGGCUGCGACCUCCACCCACCGCAAGGGGAGCAAAAUUUGUGCGAGGGGGGGCGGGCUGAGCGAGGGGGGAGGAAGGGGGCGGGGAGCUUACAUCUGACAUGAACCGAAUGGCUCGAUAGGGGUUAGUACUUGGUGCACGCUUUUGGAGGCCGCCGGCAAGGAGGAGAUGAUGCGUAAAUUUGUCGUUUGUGUUUUGUUGGGGGGGGUGAAUGAGGGGGGCUGUGCGCUGCGGCGGUGCCUUGAGCCUCCGGGCGGUUGCGGCGGGCGGUGCCUUUGGGGAUGGGUGGGCGUUCAUGUGGGCAAGACAAAGGGUUUGUGUGCGGCGGCGCGUCUGGUGCUCGACAAGAGUGAGUUCUUGGCGGAGACGCGCGUUCGGCGAGAUAUAGAUUGGCCCGUUCUUGUAUCUCCCUGCGCCCCGUUGAUGCACUCCGAGGCAUGGCACACUGCGGUAACGGAAGUGUGCCAAGGGGUGCCGAUGCCGACCCCGACUCGUGGGAUUUCGUCCCCAAGUGUCAACCAACCUCCGGUGUAAUUCUUGUAAAAUGUUGCACCACGCCGACGAAAGUCGGGCUCAUUUUUUUUUUUUUUUUGAGUGGAGUGGAGGUGCGGUGGUGGUGGUUGGGAGCGGCUGCGGCGGCGGCACAGUUUUCAAGCCUAGGGUCUGAUCGGGCCUUGGCGCAACUGGUUGGUCCUACCUCUGCUCUUUUGAGUAAUUGUGUUCUUUCUGCAUGGGUGCAUGGAAGAGUGUAGUGGUCGACGGCACGCUGGUCCAGUCCCUUUUUUCUUCUGUUUUUUUUUUUUUGUUACUUCUGUCCCGGUCUGAUUUUAUUGUAUUCGUCUGUGUGGAAAUGUACGUGAUACUCAAAUAGUUGUGUGAGGCGGAAAUCCAUCACGUCACGCCCCGCCCUCCGAAAGGCGGACGAAAGAGAACAAUCAUCAUCGGGUGCGCUUGCGCAUCCAGUAGCAGCCUGCAAAGGUGGCUUCGCUCUUGAUUCGAGACUGGUCCGAUUUGUAGUGGGAGGUCGGGUGAUGGUGGUGUGUGUGUGUGGUUCGUAUAGUGCCUGUUUGUUUGAGCGCUCGCACUCGCGGUGUCGAGGGGAGUGCUGCAGAGUCCAGCGCACUGACCUGCAUUUGUCUUGCUGUCGUGUUAACUCUGUUGUGUUCCAUGAGGAUCGGCAAUUUAUUUUGCUAUCCUUGAGGGUUGUGUGUGUUCGCGAUAGGACAAGGGGGUAGUUUUUUUUUUUUUAACCACCUCUUUGGUGUUGCAGACGAUCGCGGUGUUUGUUGUCUUGGAGAAGCCGCACCACUACACUCCCCUCGCUUUGGGUGAAUCGCUGCUUGGUUCGAUACGUUUUUUUAUCUUGGUUUUCGUCGACAGGUGCUCUUUUGUGCGGGGGAAACCGAUAGGGGUUUUUGCCAUAGGUGGCGAAACGUGUUCCGAAAGUGUUCGAUCGCUCUUUUUUCUUUUUUUGGACUUUGCUGUUCCUAUAAUCGUUGUUUCACGUGUGUACACAGGGGGGAAGGAACAACUUUUUUUAUGCAAGCUUGCGCUGCUUUGUUUCGGUUGCAACGGGUAUCGCCAAGGAUAACGAGUGCGUAGCAACCUGGCCGGGGACGGCGGUUGAGUGCAGCCGCUUGUAUAUCACCUGCUUCGUAUGCGGCCCGGGACGGGGAUGGGGGAGGGGUCGCUGGAGGGGGUGGGGGAGGGGGGGGUGGGUCAACUCAAGCACGAUCGAUCCACAAUAAAUUUGGGCGGGAGGGGGGUUCUGUUUCGGUUGGAGACUGCAUAGUUGUUCAAGACGACAUUGUUUUCGUGUACAUUAGUGAUUUGGCGGUGGUGGCUGAUGUAUCAUGACGCGUUCCUGCAACACGAACUACAUCCGACUGUCAUCGCGAUUCAUACGACGCCGCUUGGUUGGCGGGUUCAUGCACUGGUUAUUGUAAGGGAGAGACGACGAGAUGACGAUGAGAAGCAAGAAAUGAUUUAGCGGUCCCAGCAGAAGUAGGUUGGGGUGGGAUGGGGGGGGGCAGCUGUAUAUUUUUUCGAUUUCGUUGAACGACCGCUGUUGAUGAAGUUGAUCUGCUGCUCUGUUGUGGGCAACUGGUGGUGUUGCAGUCUGGAAGAGAUCAAGUGGGGGCCGCGCCUCCGGUAGUGUGUGCCAAGCUGGGUCAAUUGUCGCAGUUGAAGGUCGGUGUGAUCUGGUGGUGGCGGUGGCGGUAAUUUUUGAAGCGGUGGAUGACGAGCGUUGCGGUGGUGUUUCUUUCAGAAAUUACCGGGGCAGGGAAGCACAAACUAUCGUUUUCUCUUUCUGUUUUAUUUUACACAAUUGCAUGAUGUCGAGGAACGGAACGAUGUUGGCAAGAGUUAACGGGAGAAUGGAUUGUUAUCAAUUGGUGUUAGAGUCCUUGCCUUCACACGGCGGUGAUAUCAGCGCCCGCAAGAUGUUGUUGUCGAUGAUGAUUUAAAACACCGGAAGAAGCAGAGUGCCUGUUCGUUUCGAUUUUUAUUGAAAAAGUGACCGGAGGAGAGCGUUGUUUCUACACGCAGGACCCACCACUUAACCAUACGGGCGGAACGAUGCCCACAGCCUGCCGCACGAACUUUUUUUCGCGCCAUGUUUGGCAUAACCUACCGAUUCGAAGGCUUGGUU
This is a messenger RNA of Ectocarpus sp. CCAP 1310/34, 5279 nucleotides long. The record is from the annotation of a GenBank genome assembly. Lineage: Eukaryota; Phaeophyceae; Ectocarpales; Ectocarpaceae.